Mandrillus leucophaeus (drill) is the source of this 1007-nucleotide messenger RNA. RefSeq names its product polymerase delta-interacting protein 3. NCBI's taxonomy places the organism in Eukaryota, Metazoa, Chordata, Mammalia, Primates, Cercopithecidae. The record is from RefSeq and is a predicted model, not a curated record. The transcript is spliced from 6 exons. The annotation marks the transcript as partial.
GUUGGUCGGCGGACGUCGGAAGUAGUUCGUCGCUCUGUAGCGGCCGAAGGGGCGGGCUCGCGGGCUGGGGGUGUCUCGGCAGCUUUCGGCUCGCUCGGCGGAGCAAGAUGGCGGACAUCUCCCUGGAUGAACUCAUCAGGAAGCGCGGGGCGGUGGCGAAAGGACGGCUUAAUGCCAGACCGGGGGUUGGAGGUGUCCGAUCUCGAGUUGGGAUCCAGCAAGGCCUUCUCAGCCAGUCAACACGCACAGCCACCUUCCAGCAGAGAUUUGAUGCCCGGCAAAAGAUUGGCCUCUCAGAUGCCCGGCUCAAACUGGGAGUCAAGGAUGCCCGGGAGAAGCUUUUGCAGAAAGAUGCCCGAUUUCGGAUCAAAGGGAAAGUGCAGGAUGCCAGAGAGAUGUUGAACUCUCGAAAGCAGCAGACCACGGCGCCCCAGAAGCCCCGCCAGGUCGCUGAUGCCCGGGAGAAGAUUAGCUUGAAGAGGAGUUCCCCUGCUGCCUUCAUAAACCCACCUAUUGGGACAGUGACCCCUGCUCUGAAACUCACCAAAACCAUCCAGGUUCCACAGCAGAAAGCCAUGGCACCACUUCAUCCCCAUCCUGCUGGAAUGAGAAUCAAUGUUGUCAAUAACCACCAGGCCAAACAGAAUUUAUAUGACCUGGAUGAAGAUGAUGAUGGUAUAGCUUCCGUUCCUACUAAACAGAUGAAGUUUGCAGCCUCCGGCGGCUUUCUUCACCACAUGGCUGGGCUAAGUAGUUCCAAGCUUUCCACGUCCAAGGCCCUCCCUCUUACCAAAGUGGUUCAGAAUGACGCAUACACAGCUCCUGCUCUCCCUUCCUCUGUUCGAACAAAAGCCUUGACCAACAUGUCCCGGACACUGGUGAACAAGGAAGAACCCCCCAAAGAGCUUCCACCUGCUGAGCCUGUUCUCAGUCCAUUGGAAGGCACCAAGAUGACUGUGAAUAAUCUGCACCCUCGGGUCACGGAGGAGGACAUUGUUGUAAGUACU